This is a messenger RNA of Metopolophium dirhodum (rose-grain aphid), 486 nucleotides long. RefSeq lists its product as uncharacterized. The record is from RefSeq and is a predicted model, not a curated record. Lineage: Eukaryota; Metazoa; Arthropoda; Insecta; Hemiptera; Aphididae. Bases 1 to 486 code for a protein of 161 amino acids. The transcript has a single exon.
AUGAGUUUAUUAAAAACCAAACAUGAACGCUCCACAAAUUUUAUCGACAGCGAACUGCAACUCCUUGUCGACCUGGUGGCUAAUCAAAAACAUAUUUUGGAAAACAAAAAAACAGAUGCCGUAACAGCAAACCUAAAGAAUAAGACAUGGGAAGCAUUAUCAAAUAAAUUUAAUUGCAAAAGCCUAAAUGGAUAUCGUAGUCCAAAAUGUUUAAAAUUUAAAUAUGACAAUUUAAAAAAAAAUGUAAAAAUUAAGUUGCGAGAUGUUAAAUCAAAACCCUGUGUAACAGGAGGAGGACCUCCUAUUCCAUUAAAAGCACUCGGCCAAUUAUCCCCUAUGGAAGAACAACUAAGAUCUUUAAACCCUCUAGCUUUUAGUGGUACAGUAUCAGCAUUCGACAGUGACAGAAUUAAAGAUUCAAAUACAUCCAGACAUGAAAUGCUUGUACAAGAUUAUGAGAAAACUGACAGUGAUGUAAGUGAUUAA